GAAACGUUAAAAUUGAGGUUAUAAAAAACGAAUGGAAGAGCUCAUGUCUGUCGGUAACAAAUUCAUAAGAUUCACCACAAAUACUGCAUUGAACGUUUGGAAAGGUUUUAGUACCAUGGCGACGAAUCCAAAGAGCCCUCGGAUUUUGAAGAAAAUUGGCACUCACAGCGGUGUAUUCCAUUGCGAUGAAGCUUUAGCUUGCUUUAUGUUAAAACAGCUUCCCGAAUACGCCGAAGCUGAUAUCGUGAGAACUCGAGAUCAAACGGUUUUAGGAGAAUGCGAUAUCGUUGUAGAUGUUGGAGGUGAAUAUAACCCAAAGAAGCACAGAUACGAUCAUCACCAACGAGAUUUUAACGAAACAUUAAGUACAGUUCGGCCAGAUUUGGUAAAAAACAAGUCUAUCAAAUUAAGUUCUGCUGGGUUGGUGUAUGCACAUUUCGGCGUGGAAGUUCUAACUGAAAUUUUAAACAAACAAAAAAUACCGAUGACUAGCGAAUGCGUAUUUUCCAUAUACAAGUACAUUUACGAGACUUUCGUGGAAGAAUUAGAUGCCAUCGAUAACGGAGUGCCUAUUACAGACGGAAAGCCGAAUUAUAGAAUAAAUACUCAUUUGAGUGCGAGAGUGCACAGGUUGAAUCCGGAGUGGAAUUCUCCCAAUCCGGUGCCCAGCGAUGAAACAUUUUAUAAAGCCAUGGAACUGGUUGGAUCGGAGUUUGUCGAAAGGAUAAUUGAGUCUUCAACAAUUUGGUGGCCGGCUCGUGAAAUCGUCAAGAAAGCAAUAACUAAUCGAAAUAAAAUACAAAAUAAAGGAGAAAUAGUGCUCUUAGAAGAAAGGUGCCCUUGGAAAGAUCAUUUAUUGUCGCUGGAAGAAGAAUUGGGUAUCGCAGGAGAGAUUAAAUUCGUUUUGUUUCACGAUGCAGGAGAGUCUUGGAGAGUUCAAGCCAUACCCAUUCAACCGGACAGUUUCAUUUGCAGAGUUUUUUUACACAAAGAUUGGAGAGGUAUAAGAGACGAAGAGCUCAGCAGCGUGGCAGGUAUUAAGAAUUGUAUCUUUUGCCACGCGACUGGUUUUAUAGGUGGAAAUAAAACUAAAGAUGGCGCCUUGGAAAUGGCUUUAAAGAGUUUGUCUGCACAUAUUGGUGAUCAGGAGUAAAUGUUAAUAAAGUGUCUUU
This is a messenger RNA of Phyllotreta striolata, 1172 nucleotides long. NCBI's taxonomy places the organism in Eukaryota, Metazoa, Arthropoda, Insecta, Coleoptera, Chrysomelidae. The record is from the annotation of a GenBank genome assembly.